CAAGAAACUAAAACUAUGGGGGUUGAAAUCCAUAUUUCCAAGAGUUCAGUUUCUUCUACUUUCGACUCCGUCGGUUUUGUCUCGUCUCUGUUGAAACAGAGAGUGUCCGAGCGAGGAUGUGGAGGAGUCGGAGCUUCAACUUGCGCUGCAGCUCUUCGAUUUCAAGCCGGUAGUCAUCAUCAAGUUGUUGCUCCUCUGCUUCGCGAUGACCCUCAGGUAUGCAAUUUCACGGCUGCCAGAGCUGUCAAGCACGAAAUCGAGGGGCCGAGAACCCUUGAUGAGGUUCUGAAUUGCUUCCAUAGCAUGACCCUCAUUCAGCCUCCGCCUCAUGUUUUUGAGUUUUGCCGUCUCUUGGGAGCAGUUGUGAGGAUGAGGCACUACUCCGCUGCGAUUAGUUUGAUCGAACGCAUGGAUGUGUUAGGGCUCGCCUGCCAUAUCUUUAUCUGGAAUAUCUUUAUAAAUUGCCUCUGCCAUCUCAAGGAAGUGGAUCUCGGUUUCUCUGCUUUGGCUAAACUGAUCAAACUUGGGCUUCGACCAGAUUCUGUCACCCUGAAUACUCUGGUCAAUGGGCUUUGUUCCAAAGGUAUAAUUUCUAGAGCAGUGAUGCUUGCUGAUGAGAUGUUGAACUUUGGGUUCGAGCCCGACUCAUUCACUUGUGCAACAAUUAUAAAGGGUUUGGUGAGAAAUGGCACGACCGACCUUGCCGUCGGAUUGAUCGGCAAGUGGGAAAAAGUGAGCGGCAGCCUGGACUCAUUUGCUUAUAAUGCCACCAUUCAUGGGCUAUGCAAGGAGGGACGAGUAAUUGAGGCUUUCAACCUCUUUAACAAAAUGGUUCCCCAAGGCAUUCAACCCGACAUUGUCACUUAUAACUCUCUUAUUCACGGUCUUUGUUGUGCGGUCCAGUGGAAACAGGCUGUCCUCCUGUCAUAUAAGAUGGGCGGUAAGGAUUUUGCACCAUAUUUUUUGACUUAUAACUCCUUGCUGCAUGCUGUAUGCCAGCUAGGUCGGUGGAAAGAAGCCAGCACUCUGUUGAAACAAAUGGUGGCGGAGGAGAUCCAACCAGAUGUCGUUACUUAUAACACUUUGAUUUGGGGUCGGUGCAACUUGGGCCAAUGGCAUGAGGUCCAGAUACUGUUUCAGGAGAUGGUGCAGAGGGGAAUACUUCCGAACAUAAAUACAUUCAGUAUUUUGGUGGAUGCAUUCUGUAAAGAAGGGCAACCUUCGGAAGCAGAACACGUCUUCGAAAUGACAGCCCAGAAAGGUGCGGAGCCCAAUGUAGUCACGUACAAUUCAAUAAUUGAUGGCUAUUUCCUUCAUAAUCGUGUGGAUGCUGCUGCUAAGCUAUUCGGCCUGAUGAUUGAACGGAAUUAUGCUCCUAAUGUUGUCACUUAUAAUGCAUUGAUCAAUGGAUAUUGCAAGUCCAAACAAAUCGAUAAAGCAUGGCUUCUAUAUCAAGAAAUGCUUGACGAGGGUUUGAUUCCUGAUGUGGUGACGCACAUGACUCUCAUCAGGGGCUUCUGCCUCGUUGGGAAUUUGCAUGCUGCAGAGCAGCUAUUUGAGAAGAUACAAUCUCCAAACGUCCAAAGUUACGCUAUUAUGUUAGAUGGCUUGCGUAAAGCAAAACAAAUGGACAAGGCAAUUGCGAUGUUUCAGCAAAUGGAGAAUCAUAAGUUGGAGCCUAAUAUUGUGAUUUACAAUAUACUUAUCCAUGGUCUAUGCACUGCUGGGAAGCUUGAUUCUGCAAGAGAACUCUUUGAAGUUUUGUCUGAAAAGAAAAUUAAACCCAAUGUCAAGGCUUUUACCGCAUUGAUAAAUGGAUUGUGUAAUGAAGGUCAUAUAAGUGAAGCCUUCAGAUUGUUUAAUGAGAGGGAAGGGAGGGGAUGUGUCCCGGAUGUAGGCUCAUACAAUGUCUUGGUUAGAGGAUUCAUUAGGAUUGGUGACAAGUUAAGGGUGGAGCAGUUGCUAUGAGAGAUGAAUCCGAAAGGUCUCCCUGCAGAUGCAUCAACAGCCGAACUCUUGCUUGAUCUAUUAUCAGAUGAUGCAUCGAUUCUACAACUAUUACAUGAUAUUUCAUGAAUCUGGAGGACAUCUUCUGGGAGCGUUACUCAUUUGGUAAAUACUGAAAAAGAGGAAUAAGAAUUACUGUCAAAGCUAUGUCUAGGGGAAGUAGGCAGCUUCAUGGGGUUGUAGUGUGGAAGAAAAUCUCCCAGGGGUGGGACUCUUUUCGCCCUCUUCUCAACUUCAAAGUCGGUGAUGGGGCAGCCAUUCGAUUUUGGCAUGACCCCUGGUGUGGAGAUGUUCCACUGAGUAUCCUCUUCCAAGAAAUGUUCAAUUUAGCAAGGGACAGGGAAGCAAAAUUCAAAAGUUGCUGGAGGGAGGGUGUCAAUGGGGUUGUUUGGGAUGUGCAGUUUGUUCGGAAUGCUCAAGAUAAGAUUGGAACUGGAAGGUUUGUAGAGCUCUUAGAACUUCUUUACAAGGUCCAACCCUCGAAUUCAGCAGCAGAUAAGCUGGUUCGGAAGCAGAGUUCUCGGUUAGAAGCCAUUAUUGGCAUUUACUCAGUACAGAGACAUCUGAGGGGUUUCCGCAGUUUCCAUUGAAGGUUUGCUUUCUUUGUUUGGGAAGCAACUUGGGGUCGUAUCUUAACUAUCUACAAUCUCAAGCGUCGGGACAAGUGUUUGGUUAACCGGUGCUUCCUCUGCAAGUUGGAAGAAGAAUCUGUUAACCAUCUUCUUCUUCUUCAUUGCUCCUGGACCCGUAAAAUGUGGGCCGUGGCUUGGAAUGUCUGGAUUUGAGUUGGGUGACAGCUGCCACGGUUGAAAGUGAAUUGACAGCUCGGAAUGGUUUUUGUAUUAGCAAGAAGAAGCGAGAAGCGGCGAGUGAUCAACAUAAUUCCUCUUGCCAUCUUUUGGAUUAUAUGGCAUGAGAGAAAUCGUCGGGCUUUUGAGGGAGUUGAAUCCCCUGAGCAUUUGUUCAUAGAUAGAUGGGUUACGGCUCUAUAUUUUUGGUAUAGACAGGUGUAUAGGUGUAUAUUAAUUCCAUCCACCAAAUCACUCUCUUCUAUCUCUGACCAAA
Messenger RNA from Punica granatum (pomegranate), 3072 nucleotides. NCBI's taxonomy places the organism in Eukaryota, Viridiplantae, Streptophyta, Magnoliopsida, Myrtales, Lythraceae. The record is from RefSeq and is a predicted model, not a curated record.